UCUCUUAGAAUAAACAUGGAUUUUGCUGGAGAAACUGUUUCCGGGAUGGGUAGCCGAGAGUGGUUGACAUUUCUCUUUCCUUCUUUCCUUUCUCUAGAUAAGCUUUUGCCACUUUGAGACCUUUUCUUGUUUUGCUUGAAAAGUCUCAACUUUCCAAAGUUCCAAAUAUUAGUUUAAUUCCUGUCUCCUGUCUGAGGAGUGGCAGUAAAAAUGAAGCUAUCUUAAGAUAUAAAUUAAGUAGCUGUUGAGUGAUUAGAGUGAUUUUUAAUAGAGUUGAUUUUUAAAAAUUGGCAUUAAAAAAUAUAUUUUGUAGGUCCUAUUUUUUAUACAGACUUAUAUACAGAGGCUUUAAAUAUUAUUUUUUUUACUAAUAUAGAACAGUAGAAGUGGUUGAUUUCCUUAUUGAUUAUGGUUAAGUAAUAUGGAUACUUAUACGUUGUAAUUCAGCCACAAUGCCUCACUGCCAGUUGUUUUAAUAUAGUUUGGGAUUAAGUUGUCAUAGUUGGGGGAACAUUAGGAUUUAUCUAGUCAAAACUUCAGCUGGAACUUUACCUGUACUAUUCCACCUUUUGCUUGAAUGCUUUUGGCUCUAGAGAGCACAGUAUAUUUUAAUGCACCCCUCUUGUUAUUUCUAAAGACUAGUAAGUUCUUUAUUACAUCAAGCUACAUUCUGUUUGCUGUAAUAUUUAUAAACUUAUGCUAAUUAAGUAUUGUUUUCCCCUAAGGUUUCUUUUCCCGGUCUGCAGAAUCUCAAUACUCAACCAUUUCUCAUCUAAAAUGCUUUCUAAAUUUCUUACCAUUCUCUUUGCACACCUAUGAAUACUCUCUGGUUUAGCAUUGUAUUUUCUUAAGUGUGGUGAUCCUAGAACUACAUAUAGUUCUUUCCCUUUGGACUAACAAAUGCAUAGCAGUAGACUGUUUUGUCCUUACCUAUAUUCAGUAUUUCUAGUAGCUUGAAAUUCAUGAGCCUUUCACAAAUGGCUACUUUAAGUAGUUAGCUCAAGCUUGAGCUUAUAAUCAGUGAAAUCCCCUAGGUUUUUGCAUACAAAAACCUGUUAAGAUAGAGUUUUGUCUAAGCAAUAUUAUUUCAUGGUAAUAUAGCAAAUGUUCUGAUUAUUUUUAAAAAGUCAUCUUUAUUAAUUUUGGUAUUGGUUCAGUUUCUGGAAAAUGAGUAUUUCUGUUGGUUAGUUUAUUUUUCUUUCUAUAUAUUAAUUAUUAAAACUAAAAACAGAAGAAAACGGAGUGUUAACAAGGAUAUAGAAUAACUCAAACUCCCAAACCCUGCUAAUAGAAAUGUAGAUUUAGGCUGAAUAUGUACAUACUCUAUGACUGGCAGUUUCACUCUGGUAUAUACCCAACAGAGUCAUGUUCAUUAUGUUCAUCAAAAAGUAUGUACAAAAUUAUCAAUGAUACUUCAAUUAAAAAAAUACAUGUACCUAAAUGUUUGCAGCAGCAUUUGUAGUAAUCAAAACUGGAAAUUACCUGAUUCAUCAAUGGUGAAAGAUAGAUUUUGUAUAUUCUUACACUGUUGGAAUUCUAAAUAGUAAUGAUAAUGGAAGACCAACAAAUACAUACAGUCGUAUGGAUGGAUCUCACAAACUUAAUGUCGAGUAAAAUAAAUCAGACACAAAAGUAUGUAUAUUAAGUUGUUAACCUAUCACAUUAGAUGUCAGAAUAUAGGUUACCUUUAUUGGGAAAGAGGGCUUAGAUAGUAAUUACAAGAGGGCACAAGAGGACUUCUAGGAAGCUGGUAAAGUUCUGAUCUUGGUCUGCAUGCUGGCUACUUUGGUUUUGUGAAAACUCAUUGGGCUGUAUACUUAGAGUAUAUAUACUUUCCUAAUGUAUAUUUUGCAUACAUGAAAUUUUUAAAAAAUAGGGAAUAAGUUUACAAGUAAUUGAAUCUUAAGUUUUGCAGAAUCUGCACCUAUAGUUUUAAGCAGCACAUGUUUAUUUGACAAGUAAUUAACAGAUUAUUUUAGUAUAACAUGGAUGUUUAUGUAGGUUAUUGGAGAAAAUGAUUUUGAUUACCCUUCAUUUGAUAGUUUUUCAGUAUCCCCCGCAGCAGUACUAGUGUUUAAGCUUUGUUUCCUUGAAGAGGGGCUGGAGAUGGUGGUGGCUAUGGGGCAGGGGCACAUUAAUAUUUUGCAGUCAUUAUUCUGAAAAUUGAAAAUAUUUAUUAUAAUCUUGCCCUGUAAUUUUUGGCUUUUAUGAGGUUAUUAUGAAGUGAAACAUACUUGAUUUGUGUUAUGAAAGGAAACACUGAAAUCCAAACCAUGAGACUGAUUGUCCCUAAAAAUUCAUUUCCCAGUAGAUUCCAUUUAUGACUCACCAUUUUAUUUGGACCACUUUACCUUUUCUUAGGAAAUGAGAUUGAGAAUAAUUUCUCAUUAAAAAAACUGAGUAGCCUAAUACAUAAUGUUUAAAUUUGGCCUUUUGUGUAAUGAUUAUGUUUUAAUUUUGAAUUUCACAGAUAACUGGGGGAAAAUAUCAAGUUCUUCAGCUUUCAGAUUUCACGUUUUUGAAAUAUUAUUGGAAAGAAAUUGAAAUCCAUAGAUGUACAAAGUAGUCUUGUAUGGUAUGUUAACUAAGUGCCAACAAGGAUGUGGAGAACUUGUGCUUUUAUAUUGCUGGAAGGAAUGCAGAAUGGUGUAGCCAUUCUGGAAGACAGUUUGGCAGAUUCUUAUAAAGCUAAACAUAUAUUUAUCAUAUGACUCAGCAGUACCACUCUUAGGUAUUUGUACUACAGAAAUGAAAGUUAAAUUCCAUGAGUAGUUGUUCAUGGCAAUUUUAAUUGUGAUAGCCAAAGGCUGGAAACAGUCAGGUGUCCUUCAGUGGGUGAAUGAUAAAAACAAUAAUCUAUACAAAUCUGUGGCACAGUCUAUACAAUGGAGUAUUAUUCAUGAUACAAGGAAUAAACUGUUGAUGCAUGUAACACCUUAGCUAAAUAUCAAAGACAUACUGAAUGAGACAAGCCUGUCUCACAAGGUUGCAUUCUGUGUGAUUCCAUUUAAUUGACAUAAGACUUAGCACAAGGGACUUUUUAGGAUUAUGGAACUAUUCUGUAUCCUGAUUCUGGUCAUGGCUAUAUAUGUGUUAAAACUUACAGAGUUAUAUAUAUACCAAAGGAAAAAAGUCACUUUUACUAUAUGAUAAUUUUUUAAGAAGUAGGUGGUAUUCAAAAAAGGUUUAUUUUUUUUAUUGCAGUCCUGGAGUUUCUAUACCUUUCAUUUUACAUAUUUAUUAAACAGAAAUAAAUUGUUAAAAUUAUUGAGAAGUCUGUUUAACCACUUCUAGAACCUUAUGUUGUGUAGUUGUUAAGAGUCUAUAGUUAAUAUGUCCUUCCUAAUUAAUGGAGGAUGUUGUUGGGGGAGGAAUGGCCUCUGUCAAGUGACUUUAAUGUUUUCUUUAAUGUCUUUUCCCAUUUUAUUUUUCCUAUAAAUCACUCCGUAGAGCAUUUUAAACUUUUAACUAGGUUAAAAAAUUAUUAAGCUAGUGAAAUGCCACUAACUUUACCGUAUGGAUUCAUCUAAUGGCAAGAGGAUAGACAUAAAGGCGCACAACAACAAGAGUAUGUAUGGUUCAUAGUGGUGUUUCUUUCAUCUUGUUUUCUUGCUCUUGCCAUCCCUUUCCUUUUUUUCCUUCCUUUCAUUUCUUCCUUAUUUCUUCAACUGAUUUCAAUGAAGAAAUGUAAUUUGUGUACAGAUGGUCCCCAAUUUGUGAUAGUCAGACUUAGGAUUUUUUGACUUCACAAUGGUGCAAAAGUAGUAUUUAUUCAGAAGAAAUCAUACCUUGAAGUUUGGUCUUCUGGAUUAGUAAUGUGCAGUACAAUACUCCUAUAAUGCUGGGCAGCUCCCUGUCAACCACCUGAUCAUGAGGUUAAACAACUGAUAAAUACCAUUCUAAACCCAUACAACCAUUCUGCUUUUCACAUUCAGUACAAUAUUCAAUAAACUGCAUGAAAUAACUGAACACUUUGUUAUAGAAUAGGUUUUGUGUUUGGUGAUUUUGUCCAAUUGUAGCCUAAUGUAAGUGUUCUGAGCAUGUUUAAGGUAGGUCAGGCUAAGCUGUAAUACAUUAGGUGUAUUAAAUAUAUUUUCAACCUAUGUUUUCAGUUUACGGUGAAUUUGAGACAUAACUCCCCUGUAAGUCAAGGAAAGUCUGUCUGUGUGUGUGUAGAUAAACACACACACAGUUGAUCUUUGAACAAUAUGUAUUUAAACUUGUGCAAGUCCAUGUAUGUGCAGAUUUUUUUCAAUGAAUAUAUUGGAUAACUGUUAGAAUAUUUUUGACAGUUUGAAAAAACAUUUUCUUUUCUCUAGCUUACUUUAUUGUAAGAAUAUAGUAUAUAAUAUAUAUGACAUUGAAAAUAUGUGUUAAUCAGUUGUUCAUGUUUUUGAUAGGGCUUCCAGUCAACAGAGGCUACUAGUGGUUAAGUUUUUGAGGAGUCAGAAAUUAUAUUCUACUAAGGGUAAAAAAUACUAUAUAACAGCAUCUCAUGCUACAGACAAAUCAUUUGAGAAGAGUCAAUCAGUGUAGCAACCUUCACCGUUGUUUUAUUUUGAGAAAAUGCGACAACCACUCUGACCUUCAGCAACACCAGCCUGAUGAGUCAGCAGCCAUAACAUGGAGGGAAGAUCUUCCACCAGGAAAAAAGAGUAUGACUUUCUGAAAGAUCAGUUGAUGGAGAAAUCUCAAUUAUUUUUCCAAUGCUUAUGCAGCUGCAGUUAGUGCUGUAGAUCCUGAUGCAGGAAAUGGAGAACUUUGCAUUAAGGUUCCAUCAGAGUUAUGGAAACACGUUGAUGAAUUAAAGGUCCUAAAGAUACACAUCAAUUUUUCUUUGGAUCAGCCAAAAGGAGGUCUUCAUUUUGUGGUACCCAGUGUAGAGGGAAGUAUGGCAGAGAGAGGUGCUCAUGUUUUCUCUUGUGGGUAUCAAAAUUCCACAAGAUUUUGGUUCCCAUGUGUUGAUUCAUAUUCUGAAUUAUGUACAUGGAAAUUGGAAUUUACAGUAGAUGCUGCAAUGGUGGCUGUUUCCAAUGGCGAUUUGGUGGAGACAGUGUAUACUCAUGAUAUGAGGAAGAAGACCUUCCAUUACAUGCUUACCAUCCCAACAGCUGCCUCAAAUAUCUCAUUGGCCAUUGGACCUUUUGAAAUACUUGUAGAUCCAUAUAUGCAUGAGGUUACUCAUUUUUGUUUACCUCAACUUCUUCCAUUGCUUAAACAUACCACAUCAUAUCUUCAUGAAGUUUUUGAAUUUUAUGAAGAAAUUCUUACAUGUCGAUACCCAUACUCCUGUUUUAAGACUGUAUUCAUUGAUGAGGCUUAUGUUGAAGUAGCUGCUUAUGCUUCUAUGAGCCUUUUUAGCACAAAUCUGUUGCACAGUGCAAUGAUUAUAGAUGAGACACCUUUGACUAGAAGGUGUUUAGCCCAGUCCUUGGCCCAGCAGUUUUUUGGAUGUUUCAUAUCCAGAAUGUCUUGGUCUGAUGAAUGGGUACUGAAGGGAAUUUCAGGCUAUAUUUAUGGACUUUGGAUGAAAAAAACUUUUGGUGUUAAUGAAUAUCGCCACUGGAUCAAAGAGGAACUAGACAAGAUAGUGGCAUAUGAACUAAAAACUGGUGGAGUUUUACUACACCCCAUAUUUGGUGGAGGAAAAGAGAAGGAUAAUCCAGCAUCCCAUCUACACUUUUCUAUAAAGCACCCACAUACACUUUCCUGGGAAUACUACACUAUGUUUCAAUGUAAAGCUCACCUUGUAAUGAGAUUGAUUGAAAAUAGGAUCAGUAUGGAAUUUAUGCUACAAGUUUUCAAUAAACUGUUAAGUUUGGCUAGUACUGCUUCAUCUCAGAAGUUCCAGUCACAUAUGUGGAGUCAGAUGUUGGUUUCCACAUCUGGGUUUUUGAAAUCCAUCUCAAAUGUUUCUGGCAAAGACAUCCAGCCUUUAAUAAAGCAGUGGGUAGACCAGAGUGGAGUGGUAAAAUUUUAUGGAAGUUUUGCAUUUAAUAGAAAACGAAAUGUCUUGGAAUUGGAAAUAAAACAAGAUUAUACAUCUCCUGGAACUCAGAAAUAUGUGGGACCACUUAAAGUGACAGUGCAAGAGUUAGAUGGAUCCUUCAAUCAUACAUUGCAAAUUGAAGAAAACAGCCUUAAACAUGAUAUACCCUGCCAUUCCAAAAGCAGAAGGAAUAAGAAGAAAAAAAUUCCACUGAUGAAUGGAGAAGAAGUUGAUAUGGACCUUUCUGCAAUGGAUGCUGAUUCACCUUUGCUGUGGAUAAGGAUAGACCCAGAUAUGUCGGUACUGAGAAAAGUCGAAUUUGAACAAGCAGAUUUUAUGUGGCAGUACCAGCUCCGCUAUGAGAGGGAUGUUGUUGCCCAACAGGAGUCCAUUUUGGCCUUGGAAAAGUUCCCUACUCCAGCAUCUCGCCUUGCACUCACUGACAUACUAGAACAAGAGCAGUGUUUCUACCGAGUGAGAAUGUCAGCUUGCUUCUGCCUUGCAAAGAUUGCAAAUUCAAUGGUGAACACAUGGACAGGACCACCAGCCAUGAAGUCACUCUUUACUAGAAUGUUUUGUUGCAAAACUUGUCCAAACAUUGUGAAAACAAACAAUUUUAUGAGCUUUCAAAGUUAUUUUCUACAGAAGACUAUGCCAGUUGCAAUGGCUUUAUUGAGAGAUGUUCACAACCUUUGUCCCAAAGAAGUCUUAACAUUUAUAUUAGACUUAAUCAAGUACAAUGACAACAGAAAGAAUAAGUUUUCAGAUAACUAUUAUCGUGCAGAAAUGAUUGAUGCCCUUGCCAAUUCUGUUACACCUGCUGUCAGUGUGAAUAAUGAAGUUCGAACUUUGGAUAACUUAAAUCUAGAUGUACGACUCAUUCUGGAAGAAAUCACUAGGUUUCUGAAUAUGGAAAAACUUCUUCCAAGUUACAGACACACCAUCACUGUCAGUUGUUUGAGAGCCAUACGAGUGCUUCAGAAGAAUGGACAUGUGCCAAGUGAUCCAGCUCUUUUUAAAUCUUAUGCAGAAUAUGGCCACUUUGUGGACAUUCGGAUAGCAGCUUUGGAAGCAGUUGUUGAUUACACUAAAGUGGACAGGAGUUAUGAAGAACUGCAAUGGCUACUUAAUAUGAUUCAGAAUGAUCCUGUACCUUAUGUAAGACAUAAGAUUCUAAACAUGUUGACUAAGAACCCACCAUUUACUAAGAACAUGGACUCUCCCUUAUGCAAUGAAGCCUUGGUGGAUCAACUUUGGAAACUUAUGAAUUCUGGUACUUCACAUGACUGGAGGUUACGGUGUGGUGCUGUGGACUUGUACUUCAUGCUUUUUGGCCUCAGUAGACCUUCCUGCUUACCCUUGCCAGAGCUUGGGUUGGUUCUUAAUCUGAAGGAGAAAAAAGCUGUCUUGAAUCCGACCAUAAUUCCAGAGGCCAUAGCAGGCAACCAAGAAGCUGUGAUUAAUCCAAGUGGUCACACACAGCUAGUUGGAUUUCAGAAUCCUGAAGAUGAUCAUCUUGCCAAGGAAGCAUCAUGUAAUAUAUCAGCUCAUCAGCAGGGAGUGAAGAGGAAGGCUGAUACACCACUGGGGUUCCCACUAGAACCUGGUCAAAUACUGGAGAAGAAUGAGGAUAGCAGUAAAGUCAAACUCAAAAUCAGAUUUUCAAAUUCUCAAGAUGAGGAGGAGAUUGAUAUGGAUACUGUUCAUGAUAGCCAGGCAUUCAUUUCCCAUCAUCUAAACAUGCUUGAAAGGCCAUCAACUCCAGGGCUCUCUAAAUAUCGGCCAUUAAGCUCCCGAUCUGCUUUAAUACCCCAGCACAUACCAGGCUGUGAUGGGGUACCUACCACAAAACCCCAGUGGAGUAUGGAACUUGCACGGAAGGGAACAGGAAUUCAUUUGGGUGUUUUUAAUCUUGAAGGUAAAGAACCAUCAUCCUUGGAGAUGAGUAUGCAUCCAGUUGCAACAGCUCCCCUCUCAGUGUUUACUAAGGAAUCUACGUCCUCCAAACACAGUGACCACCAUCACCACCAUCACCAUGAGCACAAGAAGAAGAAGAAGAAGCACAAACAUAAGCAUAAGCACAAGCAUAAGCAUGAUAGUAAGGAAAAGGACAAGGAGCCUUUCUCUUUCUCCAGCCCUGCCAGUGGCAGGUCUGUUCGUUCUCCUUCCCUUUCAGACUGAGAAGGGGCAGAGACCUUUCCCUCAGUGUCCAGAAAAUACAUAAAUAUAUAUAUAGAACUAAGCUUUGUCCUCUGUAAAGAACAAAAGGAAACAAAAACAUAGUUAGCCAUCUCAUAAAUUUCAGAAUCCAUAUAAGUUCUAAAUAUUUGAUUCACAGUAUUUAUACAAUUGAGAUCUAAUUAGGAAAAUGUGUUUUAUAGUUCUGAAUAAACCAGUUCAUCCUGUUUUCUCCUUAAACACAAACACACCCCCAAACAUCUUUCUAUAAAGGUCCUCAUACCCACUGGCAGUCCCCAUUCACAUCAUGGUCUCCAUGUGUACUGCCAAAGCCAAUUAGGCUUUAGAGUCUUUGGAUGUUAUGGGGAAAAGUUAUGUUUUAAAAAGAAGCUAUUGCCAAAUCUGUGGUGAAACCACUAUUUCCAGUGAAAUACUGUAUAACACCAUUUGGAGCUACUGAAAAAGGCUUUUCUAUGGGAAUGUUCACUAUUACAUGGGUUUUUUUGGGUGUUAACCGUAGAGGCUAAAAAUCAGAAUUUAUGAAGAAUACAUUAUAUUCAUUCACUCUGAAGUACUGAACUUUAAAGAAGGGGCUCUUAAAAAAAAUUGAGUGACUUUUUGAUACUGCAUUCAGCAAUUAGGGUGCUGGAACUUAACAGAACUCUCAAAUCCAUAAUUAUUCUCAAUUCAGGAUGUUUAAAUUACCAGUUCUUUUUCUCACUAGGUAUGAGUGAAUAUGUUCAUAUUCAGAACAUGUUUGCUAAAUAUGGACAAUUUAUAUACUCAGCACAAUCUAAAAAUGAUUACUGUCUAAAACAAAGUUGGUACCUUUAAAAGGUGGUUAUAUACUGUUUAUUAAGUUGGACAUAGUUCAGCCCUCAUGUGAGUAAAGCAGAAGCAUUUCAAAAGAAUGAAACAUUUUGGUUUCAUACUUCAGUAGUUUGUAUGUUUGUCCUUUUGUUUUUAUUUCUGAAUUUACCCUGUGCUUUAUUGUUUGUUUAAAAAUAUUUUUCUCACCCAUUCUUUUUUUAUCAUUUCCCUUAUCAUUAGAAAAUUUAACAAAAUACUUCUUCCCAGAAUAGAUAUUUCAAAGGGAUCCAAUAAUGUUGGACUUUUAAAUAUACUACUUUUAGUUGUGUUUAAGUUGUUUAAUAAAUAACUUUUUAAAUUGA
Manis pentadactyla (Chinese pangolin) is the source of this 9339-nucleotide messenger RNA. RefSeq names its product TATA-box binding protein associated factor 2 (gene TAF2). Gene Ontology annotation, biological process: transcription initiation at RNA polymerase II promoter. Gene Ontology annotation, cellular component: transcription factor TFIID complex. The record is from RefSeq and is a predicted model, not a curated record. Lineage: Eukaryota; Metazoa; Chordata; Mammalia; Pholidota; Manidae. The coding region runs from base 4892 to 8170 and encodes 1092 amino acids. Gene Ontology annotation, molecular function: transcription cis-regulatory region binding; chromatin binding; RNA polymerase II general transcription initiation factor activity. The transcript is spliced from 25 exons.